Messenger RNA from Bombina bombina (fire-bellied toad), 2320 nucleotides. Its product is annotated as C-reactive protein. The record is from RefSeq and is a predicted model, not a curated record. Bases 158 to 847 code for a protein of 229 amino acids. NCBI's taxonomy places the organism in Eukaryota, Metazoa, Chordata, Amphibia, Anura, Bombinatoridae. The transcript has 3 exons.
CACAAUCAAAAUAAACAAAUCAUUUCUGCAUAUAAAGCCUGGAAAAAAAGGCAGAGAUACAAAUCAGGAGAACUAUUGAGAAAAGGAUUUAUUAUUGUGCAGAGAAAAUAACAAGGGAAUUAAAGCUUGAACCAUUUGUGAUAAAGACUUCUAGAACAUGGAGAGAAUUCUCCUGGCAAUCACAUUGUUUGCUGGAACUCUUGCACAACAAGAUUUGGGCGGUAAAGUCUUCCUGUUUCCCAAAGCAACUUCCACCGCAUAUGUGACCCUGCACCCAACACUUACUGAACCUUUAACUAAGCUGACGACCUGCCUGCGAUCCUACACUGAGCUCAACCGACACCAUUCUCUACUCUCAUUGGCAGUCCAAGGAGCCGGGAAAGACAACACGUUCCUGAUCUUUCCACAACCCCCAAAUUUCUGCUCUAUUCAUGUUGGUAACGAAGACAAUCGUAUCAAGACAAAUCCAGACACGCUUGACUGGAAGCACACUUGUGUGACGUGGGACUCUGACACAGGAGUGAUCCAGCUGUGGAUUAAUGGGAAGCUGUAUCCAAGAAGAGUUUCUAAAAAAGGAUUUUCUAUUAAUACCCAGACAAGUAUUAUUUUGGGACAGGAACAAGAUUCUUUUGGUGGUGGAUUUGAUAUCAAUCAGUCAUUUGUGGGAGAAAUUACUGAUGUCCAUAUGUGGGAUUAUGUCCUGGAACCAUUAGAUAUACAAAAGUAUUUCUUAAAUGCAAAGGAUACCAAUGGGAAUGUCAUUAGCUGGAAUGCUUUGCAGUAUGAUAUAAAAGGUGACGUCAUUGUCCAGCCCAAAAUUGAGAGUCUGUCAGAGAGGUAUAAAUAGGCUGAUCAUAUUGCUGCUUUAAGAAAAAUACAUAUGUCAGGGUUCUUAUACAAAACAUUUCUUUAAAUAGCCCUAAAAACAGCCCUGACGUAUGUAUUUUUCAUAUGUGUCCCUUUUUAAAGCGGCAAUAUGAUUACCCUAGAUAUAAAUAAAAUUAAUAUUCCCAAAGCUUUGAAUAUAAAUGAAAGUACCAGUAAAGACAGUAGAUUUGCAUAAUAAACACAUGCAGGAUAAAAAGACAAUACAAUAGCACUUAGUCUGAACUCCAAAUAAAUAGUAGAUUUUGUUCUGGCAAAUUUAAAAGUUAUAUUUAUUUUCACUCCCACUGCACCAUGUGAUAACCAUCAGCCAAUCACAAAUGCAUAUAGGUAUAUGCUGUGAAUUCUUGCACAUGCUCAGUAGGAUCUGGUGACUCAAAAAGUGAAAAUAAAAAAACUGUGCACAUUUUGUUAAUGGAAGUAAAUUAGAAAGUUGUUUAAAAUGGCUGCUCAAUCUGAAUCAUGAAAGUUUAAUUUUGAGUUGAAUGUCCCUUUAACUGAUGAAUCAUGUGCUACUAUUGCUUGAAGGGACUUCAUUGAAAAGUUGUUUAAAUUUAUAUGUUUUAUCUGGAUCACGAAAAAAAAUAAAAUGGGUUUCAUAUCCCUUUAAGGUUCAAGUAAAUGUGUAAGAAAAAUGACCCCUAAGAGAAAUACUAUCACAAUCAAGCAAGAAUCUGUGUCCAUGUCAUGUUGUAAGGUGAUGAAAUUCAGUUAGAAUGUGCUGCAAGAUUUUGGGCCAGAUAACAGGUGGAACGGUCCUACUCGAGCGUUAAAUGCUCUAAAAGUAAUUUUUUGUGGUCGUUGGGUUGCGCUCAUAUUAUGAGUUUAAAGUAAACUGUUUUUACUCGCACAUUAACCCGACAAGCUCAAAAAGCUGAACUUACAAUAUCGCGCGAUCACGUAUUCCCCCCUAGAACUCAAUAAAGAAAAGAAAGAAAAAAACACACAAUUCGUGCAAACCUGAUCGCACAAUCGGACAUAAAAAAAUGAAUAUUUCACAUUCCAAUGUUCUUCACAUAGCAGAAUAUGUUAUAUUAUUCAUAAAUACAUAUUUCUAUAUAUACCUGUUUUUUUGUUUCUACAACAUAUAUAUAUAUAUACACAAUGGAUCCAACACUCACUAUUCAUCUGUGUAUUUAUUAGUGACAUUUCAGGGAGCAACCUUCCUCAGACAACUUAAACUGUGAGAAUUAGGUGUUUAAAUACCCAUAAACCCCACCCCAAUCACUUAGUGAAAACUAACCCCAAUCAAAGUGAACCAUGUCCUAUGGUUGUGAAUACAAAAAUUCAUGUGAUGCUGGUAUAGUCUAAUACAUCUGAUCCUAUACAGCCUCUAUCUAAAUCAUUGUAACAUGCAUUUAAAUGUACCUUGUGUGGUUUCACCUCUUUCUGCUGUCAUAUGCUUUAUGUGUUAAAUAAAAGCGUGUAAACGCCA